Messenger RNA from Phialemonium atrogriseum, 603 nucleotides. RefSeq names its product 4-carboxymuconolactone decarboxylase. NCBI's taxonomy places the organism in Eukaryota, Fungi, Ascomycota, Sordariomycetes, Cephalothecales, Cephalothecaceae. The record is from RefSeq and is a predicted model, not a curated record. The coding region runs from base 70 to 495 and encodes 141 amino acids. The transcript is spliced from 2 exons. Gene Ontology annotation, molecular function: peroxiredoxin activity.
CAACACUAAAAUCAUCUGGAGUUUAAAUUUGGUGUGCUGCAGCUCGACAAAAAACCCCCCCAAAAAAAGAUGGGUGAUCAACCAAAUCGCGAGGCCAUCGAGAAGGCCCAGCAAGUCCUCUACGAAGAGGGCAUGAAAAUCCGCGCCGAGGUCCUCGGCGCCUCCCAUGUGGCCGACUCGAAAUCGCUAGACCCCUUCCAACAACCCAUGCAGUCAAUGGCAGUCGCGAUGGGCUGGUCGAUGUGCUGGACACGUCCAAACUUGGAAAAACGAGUGCGGUCUCUGCUGGUUAUCGUCAUGUUGGCCGUUCUAGGAAGGAACCAUGAGCUGGGAGUUCACGUCCAAGGUGCUAUCAGGAACGGGGCCACAGAGCAGGACAUUCAAGAGGCGUUGAUGCAGGCUGCGGUUUACGCCGGCGCGCCUUGUGCUCUGGAGUCAACCCGAGUUGCUUUUGACGCACUUGAGCGGAUGAGGGCAAGCGGUGAGCUAGAAUAGACUGGCUUGGGGCGGUGGUGCUGAUGAUGUUGAGGUAGAAUCAAGUUAACCCUGCCUUAAGCAGUGAAAUAAUUAAGCUAUCCCCGCGUAACUGAAGGAGAGUUGAAG